AUGGAGGAGUUGGCAGAGAGCGUAGUAGAGUUGAGCAGAUCUACGCCAGUACCAUUCGGCUGGGGCUCCGAAUGUGACAUGUACACUCUUGACAACCAGGAACCGGCCUCGGACUGCAAUGGAUCGCAGCAGACGCCCAGUGGCGCGGCGGGCGCAACCAGCCCGGCCGGCGCGGGUUCGGUAUCGGGGCGGGGAACAGGCUCACGUGCGCGGAAGAGGGUAGAUGGGCCUGUUUUCCAUGUCGAGGUUGGGGAAUUCGUUGCGCUGCCGACACCCCCUGGGACGGCGUCAGUCUUGGUAGGCAAGGUCUAGUCCGUGGAGAAAUGUGACGAGGGGGACGAGUUAGAGUUGCGAUGGUACAUGCCGGUUCAAGUCAGAAGUGACCUUCGCUCCGACUACGGUAAGGGAGCGUGGACGCCUGAGUUCAUUGUGGAAUCUGGGAAGAGGGUACCUUCCGUGGGAGGGGGGAACGUACGGUCUGUCUGCGCGAAAAUCGCGAGCCUUACCGCUCAGGGCAAGUUACCAAGCCAUGUAUGGAAAUCCGUUAUUAUGGGUACGUUGCCGAUGGAAGAGCAAAGCGAGGGCACAGAUGAGGGUCAGGGAGGAAGAACGGAUGGUCAGAGAGGAUCUACGGAGAGUGUACGAAGU
Messenger RNA from Ectocarpus sp. CCAP 1310/34, 648 nucleotides. NCBI's taxonomy places the organism in Eukaryota, Phaeophyceae, Ectocarpales, Ectocarpaceae. The record is from the annotation of a GenBank genome assembly.